CAUCAAGCUAGCUCUUUUGUCUCACUCUACGCGAUCUUGUCAGGCUUCAUCUCACAUGCCACACGCGGAAGAAGACACCAUGAGCGGCCCCACCGUCAACGGCGAGAAGCACUCGUCUGCUUUCCUCUCGCACCUUACCUCUUAUCCGCUUGUCUCUGAUGGUAUUUCUACCUUCAAGGCGAAUCCCUACGGCCAAAAGUCCAUUGACGUUGCGGAUGCUGGUUAUGCCAAAUUCGCCAAGCCAGUUCUUCCUUACCUUGCUAAGCCGUACGAAUUCGUUUCUCCCUAUGUCACCAAGGCCGAUGAGCUUGCCGACUCCGGCUUGACCAAGGUUGACGAAAAGUUCCCUAUUGUCAAGGAGGAGACCGAGAAGGUUAAGGGUACUCUUUUCGACUACGCCUUGUUUCCCGUUCAGCUUGCUGGUCAGGGCAAGGAGUACGUCUUCUCUACCUACGGUGAUGAGUACCAGCGUGUCGGCGGCAAGGGUAUCAUCACCACCGGCAAGGCGACCGUUUCCACCGGCCUCCGUAUCACUGCCGAGACUCUGAACUGGCUUAGCGGCUACCUUGGUCCUAAGAAGGAGGCUGCCAAGGAGUCCUUCAACGAUACCAUCCAUGAAGCCAAGGAAAAGAUCAAUGACAAGUUUGACAACUAAAAAGUCGGCAUUCAUGGGCUCUUUUCCCUCGGGUUCAUGUCGUUUGACGUUGGGGGUUUAUUGAAUCUUUCAAGGCGGGUCUGAAGGCUGUUAUUUUCCUUUUCUUAGACUUUUACAUGGACGGUGCCACUCCAGAAUGCACUGUCCCUAUUCCAGCGUCCGGGGCGGGUUUCCAUUUUUACGGGGAGAUGUUGCAACGUUCAUGGGUGAAGUGAGGAAAUGUUUUCAAUGAACGGCGACAAAUGUGUUCUCAAAGGCGCCGGCGUUUUAUUUUCUCACGACGGCACUAUGUCACCAUUCCCUCGUCAAUGGUAAUUAUCAUGGUAAUAAAUGACAAAAGGAUGUGAUGAUAAUUCUGUUGGCCUUUGCACUGUCUUCAAGAGCGCGCUGUGUUUUCACUGUAUCUCCCAAGUGUUAAACUGCCAUUUGACAUUUACUCCACCCUUCAUCGCCCCUUUGACUUCUUU
This is a messenger RNA of Xylona heveae TC161, 1122 nucleotides long. Its product is annotated as putative pathogenesis associated protein Cap20. The record is from RefSeq and is a predicted model, not a curated record. The transcript is spliced from 3 exons. The coding region runs from base 56 to 655 and encodes 199 amino acids. NCBI's taxonomy places the organism in Eukaryota, Fungi, Ascomycota, Xylonomycetes, Xylonales, Xylonaceae.